AUGGAUGCCUUGAAACGAGGUGGUACUCUGACGCUGCUGAGCUGUCUGGCGGUGGCCGGGUGGGCGCGGCCGCAGGCGCCCGUGGCGCGGCUCGGUGCGCCGCUCGCCUACAGCUACAGCUACUCGGCGCCGCAGCAGAGCCGGCAGGAGGAGCGUGACGUGCUGGGUAACGUGCACGGCUCGUACAGCGUGCGCUACUCGGGCGGUGGACAGCUCACGCACACCUACUCGUUCCCCAACCGGCUGCCGGUGUUCCGCACCACGCAAGAGGGCCCGCUCGGGCCCGUCGGCACGCUCGUCUCGUUGCGGAACCCCAAGGACAGAGUGUUCCUGAUCGAGAUGCUGGCGCAGCAGCAGGACACGCGAGCGCCGUCGAUCCUGACCAAGACGGAUGCAGUGCUGACGAAUGCGCUGCCCGUGUUCGUGAACAGCAAAGUGUCGGCGGCGCUGAUCGAUCUGCGCCUGGAGAGCGAGGCUGCCGGCGACGUGCGGCAGGAGCUUCAGCUUCGAGAUCCCGGCGACGCCAUCGUGGUGGAGGCGGCGCCGGAGCCGACGGCCGAGGACGGCAGCCGCACGCCCGUCUUCGUCAACAGCAAGGAGUCGUCGGCGCUGCGCGUGUUCCGGGUGCAGAGUCUGCGCGACGGUCUGACGGGUCGCGCGCCGCCGCUGGUCGGUCCAGAGGAGAUCAUCGUGGAGGCGGCCAGCAGUUCAUAGGCACCGCCAGGUGCGAGGGAGGGGAGGCAUUCGCUCCAUGGGCGGCGCCAGCGUGUGUUUGACGGGAGGGAAAAUCAGAGUCUUAUAGACGGAG
Messenger RNA from Pollicipes pollicipes, 808 nucleotides. RefSeq lists its product as uncharacterized. The coding region runs from base 1 to 714 and encodes 237 amino acids. Lineage: Eukaryota; Metazoa; Arthropoda; Thecostraca; Pollicipedomorpha; Pollicipedidae. The record is from RefSeq and is a predicted model, not a curated record. The transcript has 3 exons.